Tinamus guttatus (white-throated tinamou) is the source of this 3107-nucleotide messenger RNA. The record is from RefSeq and is a predicted model, not a curated record. NCBI's taxonomy places the organism in Eukaryota, Metazoa, Chordata, Aves, Tinamiformes, Tinamidae.
AUGAACGCAUCACGGCUGCACGUCGCAGAGGAGAGCUUGCAACCUGGGGGUGACCUGCCAGAGGGUGCGAAAAUCCCUGGGUGGCUGGGAGGAACAAAGGUGCAAGAGAAGGCAAAUGCUCCUCUCGAUUCGGAGACGCAGAUGGAAAAAGAGAGGGUUACUGGCAGCCAAAAUGCGCAGGCAGCCAGAGAACCAGUUCCAGCAGGCCAAGAAAAACCCUCAGACAUGCCUCCUCCAUCUGAAGGAACAGCUGAGGAAAAAACGUAUUUGAUCAUAGAGAAAGAUCUGGCUGCAAUAUUGACUGGAGAAAAGCAGUCAGAGUCCUCGCAAGCCGUCAGCAAUAGAGCCGAGGAGGUCCCCGCGGCGCAGGAGACAAGCUGUCGUGGACCAUCUGCAGCAACCCCGGAGGCCGCAGCCUGCGGAGCGCCCACCGGGGAGCUCUCGGCGUGCAGUGAAGGCAAAAUGCAAACGGGCCCCGAGCGGAGGCUCCCGAAAGAGGCAGCUGUGAGCAAACAUGUAGAAUUUCAAGGGGUGGAGAUCUUAUGGUUGAAGAAAGCCCAGGAGCAGAAAAGGAAGAAGCAUUCGCUGCGGGAGGCUGUGUCUGUGGAGAGGAAAGCCUUGCCCAAAGUACCCAGCCACUCGGCACCACCCAUGGUCUCCCCGGCACUGCUCUCCUCAUCGGAGAGUGCUUGGAGGGAGGUCUGGGAAGAGCUGCGGCCGGGAACCGUCCCUGGAGCUACUCCUCUGGCUUUGCUGGAUGAGAGCGGGGAGGAUGACGUCUUUGUGACGGAGGAGGAGAAACACGGCGAAGACACCAAGGUUGCAGGAGGCAAGGACAGGAUCAUGGAGGAGGAAGAAGCAGCCAUAGGAGGGUAUGAAGAUGUAAGGCACUCCGAUGUCUCCACGGAUCUGUACAGCUCGCAGUUCGAAAACAUUCUGGACAACGCGUCCUUAUAUUACAGCGCAGAGUCCCUGGAGACCCUGUAUUCAGAGCCUGACAGCUACUUCAGCUUCGAAAUGCCCCUCACUCCAAUGAUCCAGCAACGCAUGAAGGAAGGCGGCCAGUUCUUGGACAGGACUUCAGCCUCGGGACAGCAAGAGGUCUUUAAGCUUCCCCCUGAAGGGGAAACGAGGAGUCGCCACGAAGCGAUCUCCAAUGGCCUAAGGGGUGUGAGUGAAACACUCUUCAAAGGAGACGUCACAGAGGUUCCUCACUUGGACAGGCGCCUCUACCACCUGGACAGGUUCAAACGCUCCGACGUGGCCAAGCAUCUGGGCAAAAACAACGAGUUCAGCAAGCUGGUGGCUGAAGAAUACCUAAAGUUCUUCGAUUUCACAGGGAUGACGUUGGACAACUCACUGAGGAGUUUCUUUAAAGCCUUUUCACUUAUCGGAGAAACUCAGGAACGAGAGAGAGUUUUAAUCCACUUCUCCAGCAGAUACUAUCAGUGUAACCCAACCACCAUUUCGACUCAAGAUGGGGUUCACUGCCUCACGUGUGCCAUGAUGCUGCUGAACACUGACCUGCAUGGCCAUAACAUUGGGAAGAAAAUGACCUGUCAGGAGUUCAUUGCUAAUCUCCAGGGGAUGAAUGAUGGUAAAGACUUCCCUAAGGGGCUGUUGAAGGCCCUCUACAAUUCAAUCAAGAAUGAGAAGCUUGAAUGGGCAGUGGAUGAAGAAGAGAAGAAGAAAUCUCACUCAGAUGGUACUGACGAAAAGGAUAACGGGAGCCAGACAAAAGCUGUUGGUCGCAUCGGCAACUCUAAUAAUCCUUUCUUAGACAUCCCUCAUGACCCCAACGCUGCUGUGUAUAAAACAGGAUUCCUGGCUCGGAAAAUCCAUGCAGAUAUGGAUGGAAAGAAAACUCCCAGGGGGAAGCGAGGCUGGAAAACCUUUUAUGCUGUGCUGAAGGGAACAGUCUUGUACUUGCAGAAGGAUGAAUAUAAACCAGAAAAGGCUUUAUCAGAGGAAGAUCUGAAGAAUGCAGUGAGUGUGCAUCAUGCUCUGGCAUCCAAGGCAACGGACUAUGAGAAGAAACCUAACGUUCUCAAGCUGAAAACAGCAGACUGGAGGGUCCUGCUUUUCCAAGCCCAGAGCCAAGAAGAAAUGCAGGCCUGGAUCAACAAGAUUAAUUGUGUGGCUGCAGUCUUCUCUGCACCACCAUUUCCAGCUGCAAUUGGGUCUCAGAAGAAAUUCAGUCGCCCACUCCUGCCAGCCACCACAACAAAGCUAUCUCAGGAUGAACAGCUGAAAUCCCAUGAAGCUAAGCUGAAGCAGGUCUCUACUGAGCUCGCCGAGCAUCGCUCCUAUCCUCCUGACAAGAAGCUCAAAGGCAAGGAAGUCGAUGACUACAAGCUGAAGGAUCACUAUCUAGAGUUUGAGAAAACUCGCUAUGAGAUUUAUGUUGGCCUCCUGAGAGAAGGGGUGAAGGAGCUGCUGAGCGGGGAGAACGAUGGGCCGGGUCUGAAGAAAUCCCACUCGAGUCCCUCGUUGAAUCAGGAGUCUCCAGUUAGUGCCAAGGUGAAACGCAACGUCUCGGAGAGGAAGGACUACAGACCAGAAACACCCAGCGUUAAGCAGAAGGUCACUUAGGGUAUAAAUGACAACGAGGGGAACGUCCAUGCAGCAGAAUACCGGUGGUCAAAACAUUUUUCCUUUGAUAAGCUGUCAUUCACAAAAAUAAGUGCAUCUGCCUGAAUGGGGUGUUAGUGACAUUUUCUAUUGUAUAUUUUGUUGUUUCUGUACAGAUUGUGGGAGAUGUCUUUGCUCCUGAUUUGCUUUGCUUUGUUAAUUUAUCCUUUAGCAACCGAAGCACAUCUUUGGGGAUUUUUCUGUAUUGUUUUGUUUCUAAAGGAGCUUGAGGGAGGGGAAGACCGCUGUGACUUACUAUCUGUCUCUUCCCCUUUAUAUCUCCUCCCAUUGGCACGUGGCUUUCAUCUCUCAAGUCACUUGUCACUUUAUUUACGUGGUCGGUGGGAAGCGUAACUGGACAAAUGCUGCAGUGUUGUGAAUUCAGACUGUUGCUGUGAGAAAUGUGUGCAAAUAGGCAGCUGCAGGAGACUGCUUAGAGUCUGGGAUGCUGGGAACGGUGUUUUCCUGACAAUGCA